AUGUCGACCGACGAUUGCCCCACGUCUACUGGUCGCUUAUUCAUCACUGACCGCGCCUCGAAGACCCAGUUUUUGGUCGACACUGGAAGCGACCUCUGCGUCUUCCCACGGUCGCUGCUACGAGAUCGUCGUGCCCGGACCACAUAUCAGCUAAGUGCAGCAAAUGGUUCAUGUAUUAACACUUAUGGUUAUGUGUAUUUAAAUUUAGACUUUGGUUUACGUCGAAUAUUUUCGUGGCGUUUCGUAGUUGCAGAUGUAACUAAGGCUAUCAUAGGUGUAGAUUUUUUAAAUCACUAUAACAUUAUUGUAGAUUGUCGAAAUAAAUGUAUAGUUGAUAAUACCACGUGUGUAACAGCCACUGCCUCACGAGUUAAAUUUAAUAAUAUUUUAUCAAUAAAAAUCUUAACUGAGGAGACAAAAUACCAUAAAAUAUUGGCAGAAUUUCCCGAGAUCACUCGACCAGCAGGUAUGCACCGCACCACACCACACAACACUGUACACCAUAUCCGCACGACACCAGGUCCACCAGUAUCUUGCACACCACGUCGCCUCGCUCCAGAUAGACUUAAAAUUGCUCGACAAGAAUUUCAAUCUAUGCUCGAUAACGGAAUAGUCAGACCAUCGGAAAGCCCGUGGUCUUCACCACUACAUUUAGUCCCUAAAAAAGAUAAUGGCUGGCGUCCCUGCGGAGACUAUAGAAUGUUGAAUGCCCGUACUAUACCCGAUAGGUAUCCAAUUAGGCAUAUUCAGGACUUCGCACACAGUAUUUCAGGCUGUACCAUCUUUAGUACACUUGACCUUGUCAGGGCCUAUAACCAAAUACCGGUCCAUCCUGACGACAUUCCAAAAACCGCAGUAACAACACCUUUCGGCCUGUUUGAAUUUGCUUUCAUGAAUUACGGUUUGAAAAACGCGAGCCAAACGUUCCAGAGGUUCGUAGACGAAAUGACUCGGGAGUUAGACUUUUGUUAUUGCUACUUAGAUGAUUUUCUAAUAUUUUCAAAGGACGAGGCUCAACAUGAAGUACAUUUACGUAAAAUAUUUAGCAUACUUAAGGGAUAUGGCAUGUUAAUAAACACGUCUAAGUGCGUUUUCGGUGCCCGAGAAAUAUCUUUUUUAGGAUAUAGCAUCUCGGCGUCAGGCACCAAACCACUUGACUCGAAAAUCGAAGCCAUUAAAAAAUUUCCAUUGCCUACUGACGUACGUCAGCUACGACGUUUCUUAGGCAUGAUCAAUUUUUACAGGCGCUUCUUGCCACGUAUGGCAGAAAAGCAAGCGCCACUUAACAAUUUAUUAAAAGGCGUACUGAAAAAUAAACAGCCAAUCAUUUUAUCAGGCGAAUCUUUAAAAGCUUUCGAGGCCUGCAAAGAAAGUCUUUCUGACGCUGCAUUGUUAGCGCAUCCCGAUUGCCAGGCAAAACUCGCUCUUGUCACAGACGCUUCGGACAAGGCAAUAGGAGCUGUAUUACAACAGCUGAAAGACGACGAAUGGCAGCCCUUAGCUUUUUUCUCACGCAAACUUAGCACGUCUCAAAAAAAAUAUUCACCUUAUGACAGGGAGCUUCUGGCAAUAUAUGAGGCAAUCAAAUACUUUCGCCACAUGCUGGAAGCUAGAAAUUUUAUAGUGUACACUGACCAUAAGCCGAUCAGUUUCGCAUUUCACGAACGAAAAAGAAACUGUUCUCCUAGGCAGUACAGACACUUGGAUUAUAUAUCUCAAUUCACCACAGACAUCCGACACAUUUCUGGCAAGGACAAUGUUGUUGCCGACACUUUGUCCCGGGUUGAAGUUUUGGAAGCUCCGAUAGACCUCGAAGCUUUAGCAAAGAGUCAGGUUUCUGAUCCCGAGUUAGAAAAGCUUAUCCGAGAAGGCUCUUCACUGCGUCUUGAAAAAUUAACCAUACCUGGAAGCCGUAUUUCAUUAUACUGUGACGUCAGUACACCGACUUCCAGGCCGUUUGUGACAAAGUUUUUUCGGAAGCAAGUAUUUGAUAGCUUACAUUCCUUAAGUCACCCAGGCGCAAAUGCUACUGCUAAAUUAGUAUCCGAGAGAUUUGUUUGGCCGAACGUUAGGAAGAACUGUCGUGAAUGGGCUAAAAGUUGCUUAUCAUGCCAACGAUCCAAAGUAAGUCGACAUGUUACAACCCCACUUGGCACAUUUAAGCUACCUCGUGCACGUUUUAAACAGAUCCAUAUAGAUUUAGUCGGACCGUUACCACUAUCGGAGGGCUACCGCUAUUGUUUAACGUGUGUCGAUCGUUUUACACGUUGGCCCGAAGUCGUCCCAAUUACCAACAUAACAGCAGAAACAGUCGCUAAGGCAUUGCUGUCUUGUUGGAUAUCUCGAUUCGGUUGCCCAACAGAAAUAGUUACAGAUCGCGGACGUCAGUUUGAGUCUGCGCUAUUUCAACACCUUGCAAGAAUAGCGGGAUUUCAACACCGACGAACAACUGCUUACCACCCCGCAUGUAACGGUCUAGUGGAGCGUUUUCAUAGGCAACUGAAGGCGUCCAUAAUGUGCCACGCACGAGAUAAGUGGACCGAGUCAUUACCGUGGAUAUUGUUGGGCAUACGCAGUUCGUUUAAGGAAGACUUACAGGCGUCUUCCGCCGAAUUACUUUAUGGCGAACCAUUAAGGCUGCCUGGUGAAUUCUUUGAGCCUCAAGACAACAGCGCAGCGGAUAUGACUGAGUUCAUAUCCCGCUUACGCAGUUUCGCACAAAAAUUACACCCAGUGCCAGCAUCUCGCCAUAAUAGUAAUAAAGUUUUUAUUUUUAAAGAUCUCGCUAACAGUGAACACGUCUUCCUACGGGAGGAUGCAUCUCGUGGAUCCCUCCAGCCCGCGUAUAGUGGACCACACAAAGUGUUGGCUAGGUCAGACAAAACCUUCAAUAUAUUAAUUAAUGGUAAAUCAUCCACAGUGUCUGUUGAUCGACUUAAACCAGCCUAUAUAUUGUGUGAAGCCCCAAAUCAAGAUCAUGUACAAAACUAUAAUUUGAAUGAAUAUAUAACUCGUUCAGGACGUAGAUUACGCGAACACUACACAUUGAAUAAAACUACUUUUGCGGAUUCUAUCGCAUUUAAUUAA
This is a messenger RNA of Parnassius mnemosyne (clouded apollo), 3087 nucleotides long. The record is from the annotation of a GenBank genome assembly. Lineage: Eukaryota; Metazoa; Arthropoda; Insecta; Lepidoptera; Papilionidae.